This is a messenger RNA of Penicillium oxalicum, 663 nucleotides long. RefSeq names its product Fcf2 domain-containing protein. The coding region runs from base 1 to 663 and encodes 220 amino acids. Gene Ontology annotation, molecular function: RNA binding. NCBI's taxonomy places the organism in Eukaryota, Fungi, Ascomycota, Eurotiomycetes, Eurotiales, Aspergillaceae. The transcript is spliced from 3 exons. Gene Ontology annotation, cellular component: nucleolus. Gene Ontology annotation, biological process: RNA processing. The record is from RefSeq and is a predicted model, not a curated record.
AUGGCAUCCACUCCAUCUCAGGAGGAGGUGGAUCUGUCUGAUGAUCAGAUUCAACAGCUUCUCCUCGAGGCUGAGAGCCGCCUGCGUGGCACAACCACACAGAUCACUCCGGUCGAUAUCUCGUCCAUCAAAAUUCCAAAGCUGGCUGUCAGCUCUGAAUUGAAGCCUUACGUGCGCCCUGACGCGGAGAAGAUUGCUACCGUUAAUUCGGCCCAGCUUAUCGAUUCAAAGCAAAAGGAGUUGUCCAACAUCCUCCGACCAGCUACUACCAAGCCCACCACCAAGAAGGACAAGGCCACUGCCGGACCCGAUUGGUUCAACUUGCCUAAGACCGAAUUGACUCCAGAGCUCAAGAGAGAUCUUCAGCUCAUUCGGAUGCGUUCAGUCUUGGACCCUAAGCGACAUUACAAAAAGGAAAACGGCAAGGCCAAGAUCCCCGAGUUCUCUCAAGUCGGCACUAUCGUGGAAGGUCCGACAGAAUUCUUCAGCGGUCGUAUCACCAAAAAAGAUCGCAAGAAGAACUUUGUCGAGGAAGUCCUGGCUGUGGAGCGCCAGAAUCGGCGCUUCGAGUCCAAGUACCGCGACAUCCAAGCCCACAAGACCAGUGGCAAGAAGGCCUUUUACAAAGACUUGCAAGCGAAAAGAAACCGCAAGCUCAAAUGA